GUUGACGCUGAUCUUAUUUACUGCGAAAAUUGCGUAUACAAUGAAAGCAAUAUCCGUUCUCCCCUAUACGUUGGUAGCUUCUGGUGGUAGUGUGUUCAUUGUGCUGUCGAGGAGUACCUGUGUUGUCCGAAUGUAUGUAGCCUGAAACCACCAUUCUUUCUAGAUCUGGGUUUUGAAUUGCAGCCGCUCUUUCAUUCUCGGGUAACAGCAAUUUCAAUGUUUUUAUGGCAGUAAAUCCAACACAAAGAUGGAAGAAAAGCAGUAUACAUCUUUGACGGUCCCUACGGAUUACCUUCAACAUUGGGACCAAUCCUUCGACCAUGUCCCGGACCUCCCAGAGACAGAGUACCAGCAGAUGGCCCCCGUAGCUCUAUUCACAGAGAGUCCCAAUGAGGACAGGGUGAUGACAGAACUUUCUGUCCACCAAGAGCCUUACGCCCCCUCUGAAAACCAUGAGCAUCCUGCCCCCGCCCAAGUACCUCCAAGGAGGGGGAAGAGAGGGCGGCCUCCGAAAAGUGAGUCCAGGGCCAAUCAGGAGAGAAGCGGGGAGGCCCUGAUGAAGGUGCAGAAAAAAAUGGACCGAUUCAACGGCAUGUCAGUGGCGGAGGUCAUGAGCAGAACCCUCCCUGACAUCCUCACCUACAACCUGGACAUUGUGAUCAUUGGAAUCAACCCGGGACUACUCUCAGCCUUCAAGGGGCGUCAUUACCCAAAUCCAGGAAACCAUUUUUGGAAGUGCCUCUUCCUGUCUGGUCUUACCGAAGUGCAGCUCAAUCACAUGCAUGACCAGACGCUGCCUGAAAAAUAUGGCAUCGGAUUCACCAACAUGGUGGAGCGGACCACACCCGGAAGCAAAGACCUCUCAAGUAAAGAGUUUCGCGAAGGAGGCAGAUUGUUGCUGGAGAAGCUGAAGAAAUACAAGCCUCUUAUUGCCGUUUUCAAUGGAAAGUGUAUUUAUGAUAUAUUCAGUAAAGAGAUAUUUGGAGUGAAGACUGAGAACGUUCAGUUUGGCGUACAGCCACACAAGAUCCCGGACACUGACACAGUGUGUUACCUGAUGCCCUCGUCGAGCGCCCGCUGCGCCCAGUUCCCGCGCAUCCAGGACAAAGUGCACUUCUACGUCAAGCUGAAGGAGCUGCGUGACCGGCUCAAGGGCGUGGCCCGCAGCCAGGAAGUGCAGGAGACGGGGUACACCUUCGACCUCGGCCUGGCCAAAGAGGAUGCCAAGAGGAUGGCCAUUAAGGAGGAGCAGCCUGACCUGGGGUACGAGGCCCCCUUCAGGCAAGCAUGGGGAGAGCAGGAACCUGACGCCAGACACAGAAACAGUACCUGCAGCUUCUCCCUGACUGACGCUCUGGCUGGAGGACCAGACGUGGCCAUUAAGGAAGCCGCGCCCCUUGCAGAAACAGGCUGGGACACAGAUGGACAGUGGAUGGUGCAGUCCUUCGCUGAUCAGAUCCCUGACAUCAGCAGCAGCAGCAGCACACAGCAUCAGUUUGGGGCAGGGGCCACCUGAGGAGGAUGGAGACUCUCAGAACUCCCAACACGUGGUGUACUAAUGCUGCAGAUUCAGGACACUUUGGACCACUAAGAUGCCCCUUCUCAGUUCCCCGGCUAUAGUGACUCACCCUGCGGGAUCCCCUCACCCUCAAAACACAGGCUGGAAGAGCACCAUUGUGAACUACUGACAAAAGCAAUUUUAAGUGGAGUAAGUUACUAUAGAGGACACUACUAUGUACGGAUUGUAGAGAUUUCU
Megalops cyprinoides (Indo-Pacific tarpon) is the source of this 1756-nucleotide messenger RNA. Its product is annotated as G/T mismatch-specific thymine DNA glycosylase-like. Lineage: Eukaryota; Metazoa; Chordata; Actinopteri; Elopiformes; Megalopidae. Bases 248 to 1516 code for a protein of 422 amino acids. The transcript is spliced from 11 exons. Gene Ontology annotation, cellular component: nucleus. The record is from RefSeq and is a predicted model, not a curated record. Gene Ontology annotation, biological process: base-excision repair, AP site formation. Gene Ontology annotation, molecular function: mismatch base pair DNA N-glycosylase activity.